Messenger RNA from Spodoptera frugiperda (fall armyworm), 602 nucleotides. It is a transcript of the gene LSm1, whose product is annotated as U6 snRNA-associated Sm-like protein LSm1. Gene Ontology annotation, biological process: deadenylation-dependent decapping of nuclear-transcribed mRNA. The transcript has 3 exons. Gene Ontology annotation, cellular component: Lsm1-7-Pat1 complex; P-body. The record is from RefSeq and is a predicted model, not a curated record. NCBI's taxonomy places the organism in Eukaryota, Metazoa, Arthropoda, Insecta, Lepidoptera, Noctuidae. Gene Ontology annotation, molecular function: RNA cap binding. Bases 119 to 535 code for a protein of 138 amino acids.
GUUGUCAAUGUCAUAAUUGCAACUUGCUCUUGCACGGCGCUCAGUAGCAGGCAGCAUUUUCAAGUUUUUUUUAGAUCAUUUUAAAUUAAAACUAUAAUCUAUUAAAUAAUUGAUCACAAUGUCUAGUAAUAUAAAUCCUUUAGCGGGGACUGCGCAUUUGCUGGAUGAGUUAGACAAGAAACUGAUGGUGCUGCUGCGGGAUGGGAGGACUUUGAUUGGAUACCUUCGCUGCGUGGAUCAAUUUGCCAACUUAGUUCUUCACAAGACAAUAGAAAGAAUUCAUGUCGGCAGAGAGUACGGCGACAUUCCCCGAGGCAUAUUUAUUGUAAGAGGAGAAAAUGUAGUACUCCUCGGUGAAAUCGACAAGGACAAAGAAGACAAUUUACCAUUGACAGAAGUAUCCGUAGAUGAUAUUCUUGAUGCACAAAGACGAGAACAAGAUGGAAAGAUUGAGCAACAGAAGUUACUUUCAAAGGCUUUGAAAGAAAGAGGACUCAAUUUAUUAGCUGAAAUGGGACAUGAUGAUAUGUUUUAAUUGUCCCUUCUAGCUUAAAUCUCUAUAAUGUAAGACUGUGAUUAUGAAUAAACUCUAUUAUAUCAUU